Fragaria vesca subsp. vesca is the source of this 1196-nucleotide messenger RNA. Its product is annotated as E3 ubiquitin-protein ligase RMA1-like. NCBI's taxonomy places the organism in Eukaryota, Viridiplantae, Streptophyta, Magnoliopsida, Rosales, Rosaceae. The record is from RefSeq and is a predicted model, not a curated record. The transcript is spliced from 2 exons. Gene Ontology annotation, cellular component: endoplasmic reticulum. The coding region runs from base 280 to 1014 and encodes 244 amino acids. Gene Ontology annotation, molecular function: ubiquitin protein ligase activity; ubiquitin-like protein conjugating enzyme binding; metal ion binding. Gene Ontology annotation, biological process: ubiquitin-dependent protein catabolic process.
CGUCAACAUUGCUUCGUGCAUCUUCACCAAACCCAAACCCCCAAGUUUUCUCCAUCUCUCCGUCAACGACUCUCUUUCUCUUUCUCACCCAUACUCGUUUUGGCUAGUCUCCGAUUCCUCCACGUUCCUUCUUCUAUGUAAAGUGACUAGGACUUGCCUGAGUAUGCGACAACGGCGUUCUUUUUGAUGUAGUUCAAUGUAACUGUGGUGUUGCGAUGGCUGGUGUUGACGUAAUGUGUAUGAUGUAUGAUUCAAUUUUAAGAGGCUUGUCCUCCAGGUAUGGCUAGUGGUUUUGGGGAUUCAGCGAGCAGGCCAUCACAAUCACAACAAGGGCCUUCUUUCCCCAGCAAUAACAAUAGUAAUGGGGAUGCUGGUGAUUUUGAAUGCAAUAUCUGCUUUGAUUUAGCCCAAGACCCGAUUGUUACCCUUUGUGGCCAUCUUUUCUGCUGGCCGUGCCUUUACAAAUGGCUCCACAUUCACUCCCAUGCUCAGGAAUGCCCUGUUUGCAAAGCCCUCGUGAAGGAGGAGAAUUUGGUCCCCUUGUAUGGUAGGGGAAAGACAUCUACUGACCCAAGAUCAAAGUCCAUUCCUGGAGUUGAUAUUCCAAAUCGUCCAGCAGGGCAAAGACCUGAAACAGCUCCUCCACCAGAACAGAAUCAUUUCGCCCAACGUGGGUUUGGAUUCAUGGGAGGCUUGGGAGGUUUGGGAGGGUAUGCUCCACCAAUGGCAACCACAACAAGGUUUGGGAAUUUCACAUUCUCUGCAGCUUUUGGUGGCCUUUUCCCGUCGUUGUUAAAUUUUCAGAUGCAUGGGUUUCCUGAUGCUCCCUUGUAUGGUGCAACUGCUGGAUUUCCGCAUGGGUUUCAAAAUACAUUUCAUGGCCCCCAUGGACAUAGAUACAAUUUCCGUCCAGGUCCUCGUGUAGGUCGCCCAGCUAUGGUUCAAGAUUAUUACCUGAAGAUGUUGAUUAUGUUUGUUGUAGCUUGUGCUCUUAUGGCUCUUUUGUGGCAAUAGACUGAAUAUGCUGUCCAUUUUAAACCACACAUUUAUAGUGUUUGUAUAUUUGCUAGUUUAUAUCUAUUGUUUUUGACAAUGGGGGAAUUGUUCAUGUUUUACCAUUUCCUGUUAUGUCGUAGUUUGUCGUUUGUAUGUCUCAUUGGUAUGUCGAUUUUGGCUUACAUCGUAUUUUCCAGAUA